ACAAACUGAGUAGUAUAUACACCAAUGUGACAGCGUUGUUCUCCUCCCCUCCUUUCCUAGCUCCUAACAUAAAGGACUCUUUCUCUCUCUGUUUGCGACUAUUGUGGGUGGAUAUCCUGUGUGAAGUUGUCGGUGAAGUUGUCGGUGAAGUUGUCGGUGAAGUUGUCGCCUUGUCGGUGAAGCUGUUUGAAUACGCCUACCGUUAAGUACAAUCUUUAUCUAGUAUACCAUAGACAGGUUUUCACAACUUCCAACACAUUCGACUUCCACUCGCUCCUAGUGACAUUAUGCCGAUAAUCGACAACGAACUGGUUGGCGAGGGCGUCAUUGACAACGAAGGGCAGUUUCAUCCAUCCCGCUACGUUCCUUCAAUAACCGGCGAAAACAUUGUCCAGAAAAUUCAAGAAAAUGUAGCCCUUCACGGCAACCUCACUUGGAUGACGGAUUUAAGCACGGGGAAAUCGAUGACUUACUCUCAACUAGCGGUUGCAAUUGACCGAUUGCACAUCUCGCUUCGGCGAAGAGGAUUGCGACCUAGGGACACCGUAGGGCUUGUCGGAUCCAAUCACAUCGAAAUACCGAUUGUUUUCUUUGCCGUGUGGAAAGCGUGCGGAAGUUGUUCCGGAUUGGACAUUGGUUUAUUUCCUGAGCAAAUUCGAAAUCGGCUGAUUGAAACAAAGUGUAGGUUCAUCAUGACCGAUGAACCGAGGGCCGAAAAGGUUUUGCAAGCCGUCCAGGGCUUGGAUAUUCAGGUGUUUGUCUUUGGCCAGGCGGAAGGUUGCAUCCCGAUCGCGCAACUAUUCGAACCCCAAGAAAAAUUUGAACACGAUGAAUUCGAGUUCGACGUGCUUGCUCCGGCAUGGUUCACUUAUUCCAGCGGUACCACCGGCAUCCCCAAAGGCAUCGUGCACACGCACUACUCGCUGAGCCCCUAUUUGCGACCGCCCGAUGACAGGAAUGAGCAGUCGGAAUUGGUGGGGCAAAAGUUGAUGUUCACCGGUUCAAUGGUUCACGGUUCGGGUUUGUUUAAUUUCACGAGGGGUACGGUUGAACAUAAAGUCAUUUUCACCUUCUCCGAUCCGAAAUUGGAAGCAAUUCUUCACGGGAUUAAUUUGAUUAAGCCUACUGUAAUUAGUAUUUUCCCAUAUGAACUGGCUGGGAUGUGUAUCCACCCUGAACUUGAAAAAUACGACCUCAGCAGCGUUGAAACCCUUAUUUACUGCGGCUGCUCAAUCUUGUCAACCUUUGAACGUCGCAUUUUUGAAAUUAUGUCAAAUCUCCACAAUCUUAUCAGCAUGUAUGGCAUGUCAGAAACUAUGUUACUUACUCUGGAUAAGCCAAAACCCAAACCAGCUAUCAAGAUGGACAGAGAAGAGAUCAUUAAAAAUCACAAAAUCGGUUCCUCUGGUCAGGUUUUACCGUUCGCCAAACUGAAGAUUAUUGAUUCAAACACCGGUGAAAAACUGGGACCAGGCGGAGUCGGCGAAGUAGUUGCCAAUACGCCGUUCCUCAUGAGAGGAUAUCUUAAUCAACCGACGGAAGUAACUGAUGGGUGGUUCAGCACCGGAGAUCAAGGCUAUUACGACGCUGACGGCGACCUCUUCGUUAUCGGACGCUACAAGGAAAUGAUCAAAUACAAAGCGAAAAAGGUGGCUCCGAGCAAGAUUGAAACACAAAUGAUGACUCAUCCAGCCGUGAAAGAUGUGGCCGUGAUCGGAUUGCCUCACGACAUCGACGGGGAACAUCCGCUGGCUUAUGUAGUCAUCAAAACUAACCAAGAGGGUCGACCGCUUGCCAACCCUCAGGAAUUAAUCGACUUUACAAACGAAAGAGUUGCCGAUAAAGAAAAAUUGAGGGGAGGUGUCCGCUUCAUCGAGAGCAUUCCGCGCAACAAGUUGGGCAAAAUCCUGAGACACCACCUCGUCGCAAAGCUGCAAAGUGAAUUGAACGGCGCGAUUUAAAUUUCCCUAGAAGAAAAUGGAUACCAUAAAUAAAACUGUUCACAGUCA
Messenger RNA from Daphnia pulicaria, 2009 nucleotides. Its product is annotated as 4-coumarate--CoA ligase-like 7. NCBI's taxonomy places the organism in Eukaryota, Metazoa, Arthropoda, Branchiopoda, Diplostraca, Daphniidae. The transcript is spliced from 12 exons. The record is from RefSeq and is a predicted model, not a curated record. The coding region runs from base 288 to 1961 and encodes 557 amino acids. Gene Ontology annotation, molecular function: CoA-ligase activity.